Messenger RNA from Coffea eugenioides, 1324 nucleotides. RefSeq lists its product as uncharacterized. Lineage: Eukaryota; Viridiplantae; Streptophyta; Magnoliopsida; Gentianales; Rubiaceae. The record is from RefSeq and is a predicted model, not a curated record. The transcript has 2 exons. Bases 501 to 1139 code for a protein of 212 amino acids.
GGGACGGCUGACUUGCCUUGGGACGCUAGAGUUCUUUAACGUGGGUCGAGAGAAGGGUCGGCGAAUUGGAGAGCUUGGAAGCUUGAAGAACCUCAAAGGCAAAUUGGAGAUACGCAAUCUGGAACUAGUAAAGGAUAAGAAAGGAGCUGAGGAAGCAAAACUAUCUGAAAAGGCAAAUCUAUUUAGGCUGGAACUUGAGUGGGCAGAUGAUCGAGAAGGCGACAAUUACAACGACAAAAAUGUGUUAGACAGCCUUCGACCCCACCCAAAUUUGGAGGAGUUGGUAAUUUGGAAUUUUAUGGGUGAUCAAUUUCCUCGAUGGUUAAUGGAUUUGCCAACAACAACAACAAUCCCCAAGUUAGCAACAACACUCCCCAAGUUAGCGCGUUUGGAAUUUAAUUGCUGCAACAGAUGCAGAGAACUCCAUCCCCUACAAAACUUUACGUCUCUUAAAGAGCUGGAGAUUUAUAAGUGAUGGGUUAACGAAUCUGCCCGGUGACAUGCUACACUCUUGUGCCUCUCUCCAGAAGCUUGAGGUGAGUGGGUGCGACAAUCUUAUCUCCUUUCCGCUUGAUUUGCAACAAACGCCUUCUCUCUCGGAGCUGAAAUUAUUGGGGUGUCCCAAACUGAAAACAAGCAUGACGCCCAAAGGAUUUGGUUUCCUAACCAGCUUAAGGGAGCUUGAAAUUGGUCCCUUCUCAGAUGAUGGUGAUGAUCAUGAAAAUUCUUCAAUUUACAAUGAGUUUGAUUGGUCUGGAUUGAUAUCCUCCUCCUCCUCCUCUUCGUCAUCCGCACUCCGUGAAUUAGAAUUAUAUGGGUUGUCACACAUGGAGUCCCUGCCCCCUCAGAUCCAAUACUUGACCACUCUGAUGUCACUAUGGCUACACGACUUUGGAGGUAUAAAAGCUCUGCCAGAUUGGUUCGGAAACUUCGCUACUCUUGAAGCGCUGCGGUUAACUGGUUUCAAAGGGCUUCGACAUUUACCCUCUGAGGAUGCCAUGAGAAGUCUCACCAAACUAAAACGUCUGCAGGUCCAUGGUUCUCCUCUGUUAAAAGAAAGAUGCACUCCUGGGAGCAGCGGCCUCGACUCCCAGUGGUCCAAAGUUUCUCACAUUCAAGACCUAGACAUAACCGAUUAAUAACCAACUUUCAUCUUCAGAUCAAAUUCAAUCAUACAAUGGUCAAUUGAGGAGUUUUCGCAGCUGUUGGUCAUCACUUUCAUGUUUUGGUUCAAAAAUUCUGGUAAUUUUAGAUAUGCUUCUCUUCUUUCACUACUCAAUUUUGACUUCUAACCACUUUAAUAACUAAUAUAUUACGUAUGAAA